GCACAACAACUUACACAGGCUUUCAAGCUGUAAUGACCGAAGAAGAGUCAGAGAAGUUUAAUGGUCUACCUGGAGUUAUCUUUGUACUCCCUGAUUCUUACAUCGAUCCACAAAACAAGGAGUAUGGAGAUGGUGUUGCCUUUUUAUUUGCACCUAUCGUAUUGAUCUGGUUAUUUUCCUUUUUUUCUAUUGGUCUCUACAACACAAUACAUUGGAACCCAAAAGUUGUUUAUGCUUUUUCACCCCAUUAUAUUGUCAAGUUCUUUAAGGAGACUGGUAAAGAUGGUUGGAUUUCUCAUGGUGGGAUUCUUCUUUCUAUAACUGGUUUCUGCUAGUUUAGUCAUGGUGCAUUUGAUUGAGAAAUUAGCUGCUGGUGAUACUGGAAGUUUAUCUGUAUCCAUACUUCAGAAGAUGAGCACCAUGUCUAAAAAAGUUUGUUGCUUCCCUUUUAAGAUUGGUAUAGUUAGUUUAGAUAAAUAGUUCAGGCAUGUUGUCCUAAAUUAAUUGGGAAGUAUUGAGCUCUUUGAGGGCUCAUUUUAACUAAAAUCUUAACUGGAACUUGUUCACUUUCUUUCAGUUUUUCAUAAAUUUUAGGUAGCAUAAUAUCUCUGUUUUUUUUAAUUCCAUUUCCAGCUUAAAAGUCAUCCUGCUUUCUCUGAAUUGUUAGCCCAAUAUUCACAGAGCGGUUAUAGGUAUUAAAUUCAUUUUUGUUGUAAAUCAAAGCAUAUUUAUUCAUGAUACCAUUAUUGAACUUCUGAAAAAGCUUUGGAGCUUAUUUAUUUAAUGGUCAUUAACUACAUGAGGUGUUCCUCUUAUUUAGUAUUUUAAUUUAUAUUAGACUGAGCAUAAACUUCUUAGUUGCAUGAGUGAUCUUUUUGAAAGUUUUUUUAAGUUAUGAUAGGUUUUUACAUUUUGUGGUGUAUAUCUCUGUUUAGAGAUAGAGUUCAUCUCUUAAAUUACCAAAAUACAUGUUUCUCUCAGCACCAUUGAUCUAUUUCUCUUCAUUUUAUUUGUAAAUAUGAUUUUGUUUUUCAGCAUUUGGGUUAGCAUUUAUAACUUGAAUUUCAAAUUGGAAGGUCACUUUUGUUUUAAUACUAUGAAAAUUUCAGGGUCAUGUAUAGUUUCUUAUGUAAA
Molecule: messenger RNA, 1134 nt
Organism: Humulus lupulus (European hop)
Lineage: Eukaryota; Viridiplantae; Streptophyta; Magnoliopsida; Rosales; Cannabaceae
Product: potassium transporter 4-like
Exons: 4
Coding region: 33-335 (100 amino acids)
Biological process (GO): potassium ion transmembrane transport; cell tip growth
Cellular component (GO): membrane
Molecular function (GO): potassium ion transmembrane transporter activity
Source: RefSeq, a predicted model, not a curated record